AUGGAGCCGGGUGAACAGUCCAGCGGCAUGGCCCCGGACCGGGGUUUGAUAUCAGCAACCCCGAGACCGCGGCAGGAGCCCGGGACGGGAACCCAGGAGGGGGCUCCCGGCCCCGGUGCCGUUCGAGCCCGCCGCUUCCUGCUCUGCCUCUACCUGGUAGGCUUCCUGGAUUUGUUUGGUGUGAGCAUGGUUGUGCCUUUACUGAGCGUUCAUGUCAAGUCUCUUGGAGCAAGUCCAACAGUUGCUGGGAUAGUAGGCUCCUCCUAUGGCAUUUUGCAACUCUUUUCCAGCACGCUAGUGGGCUGCUGGAGUGACGUCGUCGGAAGACGGUCUUCCUUACUGGUGUGCAUCCUGUGCAGUGCCCUAGGUUACCUUAUGCUCGGAGCAUCUACCAACGUGUUCCUGUUCACCCUGGCUAGAGUCCCUGCAGGUAUAUUUAAGCACACACUCUCCAUCUCAAGGGCCCUGCUCGCUGAUCUGGUCACAGAGGAGGAACGGCCAGUGGUGCUGGGACAGUUCAACACGGCGUCCAGCAUGGGCUUCAUCUUGGGCCCAGUGGUCGGCGGGUAUCUGGCUGAGCUGGAUGGUGGGUUUUAUCUCACGGCCUUCGUCUGCUCUUCUGUCUUUGUUCUCAACGCUGGUCUCGUUUGGCUGUUUCCAUGGAGUGAAGUAAAACUCAGCAGUCCAGAGGAUGACUCGCCACGGGGUAGGAACCAGGCGCUUUGGGGAAAGACAGACUCUGCCAUGCAGAGGGCAGCCAGUGCCCAGGGGGCCCCAGCCAGCCCCCAGGGGACCCCAGUGAGCAAGGGGCCGGCCAGCCUGCCCUGGGCGGAGGUGCUGGCCACCCUGCGGGGCCUGAGGAGCCUGGUGCUCUCCGCCCUGUGGGUCGUGUUCGUGGUGCGCCUGCUGAUGGCUGUGGCCGUCAUGCUCUACUACAGUAACUUCGUCCUGGCCUUGGAGGAGCGCUUCGGCAUGGGGCCCCGGGCGGCCGGCUACCUCACCAGCUGCAGCAGCGCCCUGGGGGUCCUGGCUGGCUUCGCCCUGGGACCCCUCCUGCGGCUGUACGGCCGCCAGUCGUACCGGCUCCUGCGGCACUCCACUGUGCUCACGUCUGCGCUGCUGCUGCUCUUCGCCUCCGCACGCAGCCUGGACGUCGCGGUCGCCUGCUCCGUGCUCCUGUCCUUCUCCACCGCCAUCGGCAGGACCUGCAUCACCGACCUCCAGCUGACCGUGGGUGGGGUGCGGGCCGGCGGCAGCCUCCUGGGCAUGGGGCAGUCGGUGACAGCUGUGGGCCGGGUCCUCGCCCCCAUCCUCUCGGGGGUGGCCCAAGAGGUGAGCCCCUGCGGCCCUCCCGGCCUGGGGGCGGCCCUAGGCUUCGUGGCGGUUGUCAUCAUGUCACGAAACAGACCUCAGUCCAGCGGCCAAAGGGAUGAUGAAUUAAAAAGCAAGUAG
Messenger RNA from Rangifer tarandus platyrhynchus (Svalbard reindeer), 1452 nucleotides. The record is from the annotation of a GenBank genome assembly. Lineage: Eukaryota; Metazoa; Chordata; Mammalia; Artiodactyla; Cervidae.